GCAUGGAUUUAUACUAAGUCCAUGGAGUUCAGUGGAAGGGGAGUGAUAAAAAACUGGUUUUCUAAAUAAUGUGGCUUGAAAAAUAGGUAUAACAGGACUUGGUCAGAAACGCAGAGGCUGUUCAAGUUUAGCUCCCCACCAGAUGGAAAAUAGGUUAAAUUCUGUAAAGAUUUAACUUUAACCACAAGAGGGCACAAUUGGAAAACAAUUUUUUUGGUACUGCAGUAAAAUUGAUUACCUCUUGAGAAGUGUUCUUUUUAACCAGCUAUGACAAUCGAGUUGAAUAUUUUCACCAUGGUUUGAAAAAGUGCCAAAAGGCCACACUGGCCCACAUCUGUAAUCCCAACACUUUGGGACCCUAAGGUGGGCAGAGCACUUGAGUCAAUGAGUUCAAGACCAGCCUGGCCAACAUGAUGAAAUCCCGUCUCUACUGAAAAUAUAAAAAAUAGACGAUCAUGGUGCACGCCUGUAACCCCAGCUACUUGGAGGCUGAGGCAGGAGAAUCACUUGAACCUGGGAGGUGGAGGUUGCAAUGAGCCAAGAUUGUACCAUUGCCCUCCAGCCUGGGCGUCAGAGCCAGACUGAAAAUUACCAGAAGCGUUUUUCAGGACUGCCUGUGUGUCUUGGUGAUUGUUAACCAAGUGUGUUCAAAAGAAAUACCCAUGAAAUGCCUCCAGAUAUAAGGGUUUUUUUUUUUUUUUUUAACCCAUAAAGCUAAACUGCAAAUAUUACCCUAGAAUUAACCUCUUGUCCUGUGUCAAAGCCUUGUUUUGCAUCUGGAUUGUUAAACUGUCAGCCUUUCUCUGACAGUCUCGAACUGUCAAGACAGUCUCCGUUCACAGCCAAGGUGAUCUGUUACACUCCCCAUUUCCAGGGCAAAAUCUCAGUUCUUAAGCACGUCAUUUCUUAGCAUGGCUUUAUUUUCAUGCUCUUUAGUUCUCUAUUUUGUGCAGCCUUACUCCUUUAAAGUCCACUGUGAGUCCUACCCUGCAGGGCCUCUUAACACAGUAGAGUUCAUGUGCUACUGAUUUGGUGCCUGCCUUCAAAUAUAGGUUUUGUGGGGUUAAAGAUAGCCACUUGGUGGAACACCACAUUGGAAGUGCUGUUCACCCGGUCAGUUGAAACGGUGUUUGACCAUUUGGUGUGCGAAUGGCCUAUCGGAUUAAAGGAUAGCCAAACCCAAGAUUUCUUCAGGUUGUUCACAGCUCCAUGGAUCUAAUUUCGAAAUCCUGAUCAUUACUCAUGAAUCAAGGUGUUUUGACACAGGCUGUACCCUUUCCUGCAGCUCGUCCCCCGCGGAGUGACCAGGCUACGGCGGGCGCCGGAAGGGGGCGCACCCCUCGCCUUUCCCCAAUGUGUCGGGCAGCCCCGCCUCCCCGCUCGGUUUCCGGGAGUCGGCGGCGAUGGCGUCAUCACCGAGUGCCGAGCCGACAGCAUCGCGGAGGUUGGCUAUGUGACCAGGCAACAUGCUGAGCCGGCUUCAGGAACUGCGCAAGGAGGAGGAGACGCUGCUGCGGUUGAAGGCAGCCCUGCACGACCAGCUGAACCGCCUCAAGGUUGAAGAAUUAGCCCUCCAAUCAAUGAUCAGCUCUAGAAGAGGGGAUGAGAUGCUGUCUUCUCACACUGUACCUGAACAGUCACAUGAUAUGUUGGUGCAUGUAGACAAUGAAGCAUCAAUCAACCAAACAACCCUGGAGCUGAGCACAAAGAGUCAUGUGACGGAAGAGGAGGAAGAGGAAGAAGAAUCAGAUUCCUAAAGGAGGGGGAAAGCCAGGCUGGUCCCACAAGGAAGGUGGUUGGAAGAGUCACAGAUAAGGGUGUUGGGUGAGAAGAACUGGACUGAGUCUGGAGAUUGAAAUUACAGGAAGCCCCAGUUAGUCCGAAGCACUGAACUUGGUGUCCUGUUUCUGCCUUCCAGCCUCCUCCUCAUCUUCACCUUUCCCCCUCACCAAUGAUGCUUGGCUAAACCAGUAUUUCUUGUGUACUAAAGAAAUUGAAGCUUACCACAAAAGCAAAAGUAGCUUUCAUCCUUUUUUUUUUAUUUCAUAGUAUAUUUAUUAGAAUAAGAGAUUAGAUUUGUUAAACAUCUAGGUUAAAAUGGUUAAAAGGAUUUUCAUACAAUUUUAGGCACUAUACACGUUGUUUACAACAGCAUUGGUACUUGGAUAUGGGGAAAGAUAAAUCCGACAUUUUAAUGUCUUGAUCAAUUUGUGACAUUCAAAAUAAUUCCCCCAUUUAAGAAACAUUAAUCAAAACUUAAAGAGACAUACCACUAAGUAUCCCACACAGUAUAUUGAAAAUAAAUAUAGAAAUACAACCAGAAGUCUACAGAUCACCACAGUAGACAGACUGGUGAAGCCCCAGCUAUCAUGGCAGUGAAGGGCUCUGGCUAGAUUUGGAUGUCAACUGCUGAAUUCUACAUGAAAAGCACAUAAUAAUAAUAAAAUAACAUGAUGUACACUCUCUGAUGCUCAUUUUCAUAGCAGCAAAGCAUGCUUCACAUGCACUGCCUGUGAAGGAUCUCACAAGGCUCCCUCCUAGAGAGAAAGUAUGCCCAGCAAGAAUAAAGUACCACCAAAUGUCAAAGAAUCCCGAAAAUACAGGCAGACAGCCAGUCAUGGAGCAGGAACAGCAGUGCAAUUGUAAGAAUGACUACCCACAUUCACCAAAAUUUCACUGUAAUUCAGCCUGGCACAGGUUUUGAUCAUCAGCAUACACACAAAUAGCCCCAAGCACAAAGCCAAUCCACUUAGGGGAACAAUAAUAGUUAUAAUAAUGAAGACAGUAAUAUUAAAAAUGACAAGAGUAGAAUCUUGGCACAUGCUGUGUUCUUCAUCCUUUGUCACAGGUGAAAUGCACAUCUGAACAGAGACAGGCAUGGGAAGGAGGCCCAAAAGCGACAUGGCAAACCACCGGGCAGGGGACUCGCUCUUUGCUGCUUCCCAAACACUUAGACGCCAGCAGCAUGGGUUGGUGUGCUGGGCUGGUUAAGGCCGAUGGUGGAGCAGAGCCAACCUGCAAAAUCCACUUCCUCAGCAUCAGAUCUCUUGAUAAAAGCAUGAACCUGCAUGUAAGGAGAUGAGAGAACGUGGUGUUAAAAAGAAACAAAAAACAAAACAGAUCCCACCAGGAAGUAAAAUCCAAGAGUUUCAGGUCUAGAGCUUGUGCUGCACUUGGAAAGAGCACCUGGCACCUGCCCCUGAGCAACAGUGGGGCCAGCUGCAGGCCCAAAGACCCGCUCCACCAGUCACAGCAGCUGUGAGGCCUUGGGCAAGUCACCUCUUGGAGCCUACUCUUGCAGUAUGGAGACAGUAACUCUGCCUUAAAUGCCUCACAGGCUUGUUAGAAGAUACAAAGAAAAUGAUGGACUUAGUGCAUAUUAUACUAUAUACACUGUCUAUGGCUGUCCAGAUAUUUACAGUAUUAGCUAUUUCCACUGCUACCAAACGAGACAGCAGGCGGAGAGUGACUCUGGAAGGAGGCUGAAUGUAAGGUGAGGCAGUAUUAGGGAAAGGCCCCAUCCCCAUGAAGGGGGUGAGCUGGCCUUUUCUUUCCCGUGGCCCCCUCAGGCCUUUCCUCUGGCAUAUGCUUACUCAGGCUGCGGGGGUCACCCCAGCUUUCCCUUAAACUGAUGGGAGAGCAAAGGAGACUGGUGUUUGGUAUUCUGCAGCCCCAGGCUCAGCUGGACCACCGUGGGCAGGGAAUGAAUGGGCUCUGGAAGUACUGCACAGAUGACUGACAGAGAAGAACAAAUGAAUAAACAGGUACUGUAAGAAUCUGGAAUAAACAGACUUACCAUGAGUUGCUUCAAA
Molecule: messenger RNA, 3812 nt
Organism: Pongo pygmaeus (Bornean orangutan)
Lineage: Eukaryota; Metazoa; Chordata; Mammalia; Primates; Hominidae
Gene: SNAPC5
Product: small nuclear RNA activating complex polypeptide 5
Exons: 4
Coding region: 1467-1757 (96 amino acids)
Biological process (GO): transcription initiation at RNA polymerase III promoter; transcription by RNA polymerase II
Cellular component (GO): nucleus
Source: RefSeq, a predicted model, not a curated record